AUGGCUGCUAUCCUCGCGUCGGCGCUGUUGUACCUUGCCCAUUUACUCUAUUCAAUUUCUCUGGCAAUAUGGUCCAUACAUGCACGCUGGCUUAAACGCAUACCCCUCCCACUUAUUGCGCAGAGGAGUAAGGUGCCCAAACAUCUGGGCGUAAUCUUGGUUUGCGGGGAGGAAGAGGCCAGGAAUGCAUCGGUGCAGGACACGUUUGUGAGGAGCGCGGAGCGCGCUGCGGCUUGGUGUAGGGUGGCUGGAAUAAAACGACUGACAUUAUACGACCGUCACGGUGUACUUGUCCAGUCGCCUGAGGCCAAGCAGCGCUUGCGUGCACUCGAACUCGGUGUCAAGACUGAGCGUGUCCUACCGAACAUCGUAUAUCCCCCUACCCCACCCAUGACGGACGAGGCCGCGUCUCAGUACUCGGAAGAGGCGCCCUCGCGCGAUGCUCUGGGCGUGUCUACCGUGUCUCCCGAAUCUGGCUUCGAUGGGCUGAAUGGAAAAGAAGGGCUCCGCAAUCGAAGCCUCGUUCGCAGGAGCAGCGCUCAAGACUACCUGAAGGUGCAGCUGGCCAGUCUUCCCUCCGGGAAGGAAACGAUGGCGUCGGUGGCGAAUAGCUUGCUUUUCGCCGCGCGCCAUGACGUUCGUUCCAAAUCAAGCUCCAAGCAUACCAGCGUCUCCGUGAACGAGCUACAAGACAUCCUGGAAGGAGACGGUGGGCUGGAUCCUCCGGAUUUGAUGAUUGUCCACCAUGUUACGUGCCCGGCACGUCAACGCCCGCCUCUCGAGAUGUAUGGAUUCCCGCCGUGGCAAACACGCCUGACCGAAAUAUAUUACGAUGGGUCCUGGCCUCUGCACGCACGUUUGCUGCGCCACAUCUCUAGCGCGCUCGUCCCGAACUCCCUGCUCUCGGAGAUGGAAUUCCGUCAUGCUUUGGACAUUUUUUCCAAGGCCGAGUUUCGCGUCGGCAAAUGA
Molecule: messenger RNA, 969 nt
Organism: Peniophora sp. CBMAI 1063
Lineage: Eukaryota; Fungi; Basidiomycota; Agaricomycetes; Russulales; Peniophoraceae
Source: the annotation of a GenBank genome assembly